AUGACAUCACUUCCAGGUGACGUCAUUGUUCCACGACACAACGCCAGAGGCACAAAGAACAGGAAACAUUACAGCGUUACAUUUGACUUCCAUGAGUUCAGCGUUUCAAAGGAUCAUUUCCCUUUCAAAGCAAUCCAGAUAACCAAGAAACUCCCUGAAUGGAGGACUGAGACAGAAAUAAGAUAUAUAAGAAACCGCUUGCUGGCCUUGAAAAGCUUCUUUGCAUACAGCCCAACUCUUCAGUAUCUUCUGGCUAAAGUGAUUCGCUUUGAAAGAUUUGGACGCAGGAGAGUGAUUAUCAAAAAAGGACACCAUGGGAGCAGUUUUUACUUCAUCUUUGCUGGGGCCGUCGCUGUCACUGACGACGAGGAUGGGAGCAGCGCGUUUGUAGACUCGUGUCCGACCGUGCUUCGGAGAGGGGCUUCUUUUGGCGAAGUGGCUCUUAUCAAAGAUGCAAAGAGAAUAGCCACUGUGGUCUGCAUGGAAGAGACAGAACUGCUGGUUGUGGAUAAAAAAGACUUUCUGGGCUAUCAUUUAGAUGAGGAACUUCACCGAGAAUUCCUGACUCGGUACAACUACUUGAGAAAGGUCGAGAUCUUCGAAACUUUGUCAAACGAUUCAUUAGAGAAAAUAGCCCAUCACUGCAGAAUUGAGAGGUUCCACUUUGGGCAGGUGAUUACCAGCGAUAUCGGCGAGUCCUCCAGCAUCACUUUUGUUAUAAAGGGGGCCUGUGAUGUUUUACGACAGAUCGAUCUCAGCAGCUGCCCAUCCUAUCACAAGUGGCUCACAAAACAUCUGAUGUUUCCUAAGGGCAAGCAACAAGUUAAGGAGAAAAAACGUCAGAAUUAUGUUUCAGAUAUUGUCCAUGUGGACAGAUUCAAAAGUGCCAAAUGGAACUCCUUCUCUGGACAAGAACUGAGCCAACUGAAAGCCCGCUAUGUCAGCCAGAUGUUCCCAAACCAAGACUCUGGGAAACAGAGUUCUGCGUUAAGCCGGCCUCGUAAAAGUGUUGUGAUGAAAGUGGAUAACGCUGACGAGAGCAGUUCGUUCCUUCGUCUGCCAGACGAUGACAGAGAAGUUGUACAAAAUGUUAUAUCCGGAGUUGUGGGAAAGCAAUCAGUACACUGUUCACCCUAUGGAGAGAUACCAGCUUCUGCCGCUGCAGCUGUGUAUAUCAGAGUGGAUGAACUGUAUAAAGGGGAUUAUUUAGUCAAUCUGGAAGAUAACCGUCCCAUGAUCUUGGUCAGCAAAGGGGCGGACCUCAUCCGCUUGAAAAAAGACAAGCUUGAGGAAUGUGCUGACGAUGCCACCAUCAUGAAAUUUGGCAAAAUCAAGGUCAAGUAUCCCAGUGAUGACGAGCUGUGUCAGGUCUUCCUCCGACAGAACUCCUGGGAAUUCUUUAAGAAAGACCUGCUGCAGUUUGUGAUGAAGCCCAAGCUCACGAGUAUGGUCACGCCUCCGGAUUUAUGCCCUGCAAAAGAAAUCGCAGGAUCUUGGUACAUGAACGAAAAAGGUAUCUUGGACCUGACUCCCUUGCAGUGCAAUCAAAAACUCCCACCGGAAACAUGCAAAUAUGUACCUUGUCACCCAACGUUCGAAAAAGAAGUUGUGUUCUUACCAGAGAUCCAGCCACGACUGAUUCAUGGCAUCAAUGUAAUACGUCCCUCUCUGGAUGGAGUGUUCUAGUGAGCGCCAAGAGUUUAGAUUUGCAAAUCUGUAACAUGGAGAAAGUUAGGGUGUUGUACUGGCAAUUUUUGU
Heteronotia binoei (common prickly gecko) is the source of this 1758-nucleotide messenger RNA. It is a transcript of the gene CNBD2, whose product is annotated as cyclic nucleotide binding domain containing 2. The record is from RefSeq and is a predicted model, not a curated record. The transcript is spliced from 11 exons. Lineage: Eukaryota; Metazoa; Chordata; Lepidosauria; Squamata; Gekkonidae. Gene Ontology annotation, molecular function: cAMP binding. Bases 1 to 1686 code for a protein of 561 amino acids. Gene Ontology annotation, biological process: spermatogenesis.